AUGGCCUUCGGGCUUGUUAUCGGCGCCGGGGCGGCUACGGGUCUUGGGGCUGCCGUAGUCUUUUUUCCGGCUCUGGUUCGAUUAGCCUCGCGCCGAACUCUGGCCGGCGCUUUGGGUCUGUCAGCUGGUGUCAUGGUCUACGUCUCAUUCGUCGAGAUAUUUGGCAAGGCCUCUUCAGCUUUUGAAGAUUCGGGUAUCGAAGAGGAUACUGCCUACAUCUAUGCCACUCUGUGCUUCUUCGGUGGUGUUGUUCUCAUGGUGGUACGUACUUUCGUCGCCGAAGAGAGCGAUUCUCCAGGAUCUCCGGACGAGGAGGACACGCCGGAAACCAAGGAUUCCAAGAAGCUCAUGCGCAUGAGUUUGAACACUGCGCUGGCAAUUGGAAUUCACAAUUUCCCCGAAGGCUUGGCGACUUUUGUCGCCACGCUUGGAGAUCCCAAAGUGGGAGGUGUACUGGCCGUCGCUAUUGCCAUACACAAUAUUCCCGAAGGUCUCUGUGUCGCCAUGCCCGUCUACUACGCCACGGGCAACCGCUGGAAGGCCUUUGGCUGGGCUAUGCUGUCGGGCAUGUCCGAACCUUUUGCAGCGCUUUUGGGAUGGGCCAUCUUGGCCAAUUCCUUUUCGGAUAAGCUAUACGGGAUACUGUUCGGCAUAGUUUCGGGUAUGAUGGUAGUUAUUUCCACUCGCGAACUAUUGCCGACGGCGCAUCGCUACGAUCCCGAAGAUUCCGUUGUUACUUACUCCUUCAUUGCUGGUAUGUGCAUAAUGGCGCUCUCUCUUGUUCUCUUCUUACUGUAA
Phaeodactylum tricornutum CCAP 1055/1 is the source of this 798-nucleotide messenger RNA. RefSeq names its product iron permease 1 (gene ZIP1). Bases 1 to 798 code for a protein of 265 amino acids. The record is from RefSeq and is a predicted model, not a curated record. NCBI's taxonomy places the organism in Eukaryota, Bacillariophyta, Bacillariophyceae, Surirellales, Neidiaceae. The transcript has 2 exons. Gene Ontology annotation, biological process: zinc ion transmembrane transport. Gene Ontology annotation, cellular component: membrane. Gene Ontology annotation, molecular function: zinc ion transmembrane transporter activity.